CCUUCAUCCCAGUUCCUCCAGCUCCCAGAGCCAGCCGGGCCUGCAGCCCCGUGCCCAUCCCCACCUACCGUGGCCACACCCGUGCCACGCAGGUUCUCACUGGGGGCCUGGCUGGGUGUGGGGCUGCUGAGUCUCCAGAUGCUGCAACAUGGAAGGGUCCCUCCAACUCCUGGCCUGCUUGGUAUUUGCUGUCCCAGUGGGAUCACUCGUGAGAACUAAAAGAGAUACUACGGGGAAUUUACUCCACACCGAGGGGCACAGCCCGCCAGCGCAGCGCUGGUCCAUGCAGGUGCCGGCGGAGGUGAGCGCAGUGGCGGGCGAUGCAGCAGUGCUGCCCUGCACCUUCACGCACCCGCACCGCCAUUACGACGGGCCGCUGACCGCCAUCUGGCGCGCGGGCGAGCCCUACGCGGGCCCGCAGGUGUUCCGGUGCGCGGCGGCCCGCGGCAGCGAGCUCUGCCAGACAGCGCUGAGCCUGCACGGCCGCUUCCGCCUUCUGGGCAACCCACGCCACAACGACCUGUCGCUGCGCGUCGAGCGCCUCGCGCUGGCCGACAAUGGCCGCUACUUCUGCCGCAUCGAGUUCUCCGGGGACGUCCACGACCGCUAUGAGAGCCGCCACGGGGUCUGGCUGCGCGUCUCGGGCGCACCACGAAUCGUCAACAUCUCGGUGCUGCCGAGCCCGGCGCACGCCUUCCGUGCGCUUUGCACGGCUGAAGGGGAGCCGCCGCCUGCCCUCGCCUGGUCCGGCCCGGCCCUGGGCAACCAUUCCGCGGCGGUGCCGGGACAGAGUCACGGAUACCGAGUGACUGCCGAGCUCUCCGCGCUGACCCACGACGGCCGCUACACUUGUACGGCCUCCAACAGCCUGGGCCACGCGGAGGCCAGCGUCUACUUGUUCCGCUUCCGCGGCGCCACCGGGGCCUCGGCGAUCGCGCUCCUGCUGGGUGCGCUGGGCCUGAAGGCUCUGCUGCUGCUGGGCGUUCUGGCCGCUCUCGCCACCCGCCGCCGGCUAGAGCACCCGGUCACCCAGGACACCCCUCCGCGGCCCCAGACUCAAGAAUCCAAUUAUGAAAAUUUGAGCCAGAUGAACCCCCAGGGCCACCAGCUGCCACAUGUUCCCCAUGAGGAGCCCCUCGGCCACCAGCAUCAUUUUGCACACGAAGUGAAGGCCAGCAUGAGGUUUGGUUCCCAGGCAGCCCCCACCAGGUGACCCCCAAGGUGGCCUUUACUGAACAUCUUUGAGCCCUUGUGAUAUUUAUUCUAGUGGAGCAAGCAUUCUGAAAGCGUGUGUGUGUGUGUGUGUGUGUGUGUGUGUGUGUGUGUACAUGUGAACCUGUAGGAAACUUCCAGAACAGCUCCCCUCAUCCUUAAUUAUCUAGGACAGGAAACGGACCAUAGGGUCUGGAGGCCCAGGCUCCAUCCUGCUCUGUCACCAAACUACUGUGUGGACCAGGGCACUUUCUUCCACUCACUGGGUCUCAACUUAUCCACUGCUUAACAGGGUAAACCACAUCCCCCCACCCCCGCCGGAAUGGUAGGUCUAGCAAGAUCUGAAGAAUCUGAGGAGUCCGUGUGGCUGCGUGGACAGAGGUGACACAAGUGGAGGUGGGGAGAUAGAAGGUGGGGCUUGCCUGAGGACAGGGCUAGAUGUGAUGGGACUUUGGAGAGUAUGAGCCUAUCUCAGGUGUGGGCCUUUGGAUGUGCAGUUCCUGAAUGAAUGUGGCCCUCUCAGCAGCCCUGUGGGGAACAAAGCCCACAAGAGAAAACAAAAGAUGGGGGUGUGCAAACUGUGGCCAGAGGAAGAGCAAAUUCUGGAAACCUGGUAGCAUGGGAAGACCUGGAGUCCUACCUUCUUCCAUCUCCACUGUGACUGUCCUGCACCCUCUGCCCACCUCUUGCUAUCUCGAGCUGGGACCCCAAGGAAAGGAAAUCAAAGACCGUUCUCUCAAAGCAUCUGGAAGCUUUUGUCUCAGGGACUGAAAGCUGGAAGCCCCAAGGAAAACUCUGGAUCCCCAUGAAUUAAGAAGCUACAAGAGGCAUUAUUGUCCUGUGCUUGGAACCCCAGCCACUCCAGAGGCUGAGGCAGGACAGCAAGUUUGAGGUCUAAACCUAGUGAAACUCUUUUAAAAUAAAAUAAUAAAAUUGAAAAAUGUAAAGGGCAAA
Messenger RNA from Ictidomys tridecemlineatus (thirteen-lined ground squirrel), 2166 nucleotides. It is a transcript of the gene Siglec15, whose product is annotated as sialic acid binding Ig like lectin 15. Gene Ontology annotation, cellular component: plasma membrane. NCBI's taxonomy places the organism in Eukaryota, Metazoa, Chordata, Mammalia, Rodentia, Sciuridae. Gene Ontology annotation, biological process: regulation of actin cytoskeleton organization; regulation of bone resorption; regulation of osteoclast development. The record is from RefSeq and is a predicted model, not a curated record.